This is a messenger RNA of Symbiodinium sp. CCMP2456, 2331 nucleotides long. The record is from the annotation of a GenBank genome assembly. Lineage: Eukaryota; Dinophyceae; Suessiales; Symbiodiniaceae.
AUGCACAAGCCCUGUGCUCCGCAGUGCGCUCCGGACGUCGAUGCGUCCGUGCUUUCAACCGCACACCAGCAUGUCAAUCGCAUCCUUCUAGAGGAGACCUGCACGCUGUUUCCGGCUCAGCCUGCUCCAGACCACCGCGUCAGUGCUCAGCCUGCAUUUCGUGUCACUGCCCGGGCUGUGUGGGGCCUUUACCACGCCUUCAAGCGCUCAGGUGUGUGCACCUUCCGCAACAUCUUCGCCAAGUGGCGACUUGCCACUCAAUUCGCCAGAGCCUCAAAAGCCCUCCGCCAAAGCAGUCAGCAGCUUAAGAAGCAAUUCUUUCAGGGGCAGGUUGAGGACGCCGAACUUGCGGCCAGCCGAGGGGAUCAAAGAGGCCUACACCUCAUUGUUCGUAGGCUGUCUCCGCGCACCCGCCAACUGGCAGGAAGACUCCGGGACGACUCCGGUCGACUCCUCACCCGCGAUGAGGAGCUAGAAGCCAUCAUCCAAUAUGGUAAUGCCACCUUUGCCAAGCACCAUGAUGAUCACCCGAUACUCCCCCUCGCCCAGGAUGUAGUCAUACCUGCCGCUGACCUGGCAGCUGAGCUGUCCAAACUUGGGCCUGCCAAGGCUGUCCCCAAGCACAUUGCCCCUUCCGCAGUUUGGAAGCUCUGCUCUUCUGACCUGGGUGAGGUCCUGAGUCAUGCCUUGACUCGGCAUCUUCGACGGGGCACCAGUGCCUCCCUGGACACAGACUGGAAGGCUGGCCAGAAAACGCGCGGCUGCGCCGGAGGCGUCAGCCUCUCCUUGGAUUUGUCCAAGGCCUUCGACGGGGUCACACGUUCUCACAUUUACCAGGAAAUGAAGAAACAGGGCGUCGGCUGUGUGAUAGUGCCUUAUCUUUGGAAUUUCUUCUCCCUUGCUUUUCUUCUUCUUUUGCGCGAUCAGAGGGAUCUGUCUUGGAUUCAGCGGGUGUUGUCACUCUUUGCUGAUGAUGCUUGGGGAGCUUGGGUUAUUGCCUCGGCGGCUGACUUCCAACAAGCCCUUGCUGACAUCACUCUCAUUCUUGAAACUCUUGAGUCCCUUCAUAUGAUCGUCAACUUUGAUAAGACAGCAAUCCUUCUUCACCUGGUUGGCAAGGAGUCCAAGAAACUCCGACGGAACCACACCUUCAUGAAGGCGGGGCAGCUUCACUUGCGUCUUUGGGUGCACGGUCGUGAACAAGCCAUUCCCAUACGGGACCAGCACGUCUACUUAGGCACCAUAGUGACCUAUCAUAGUCGGCUUGAACGCAACAUGGAGCACCGCAUCAAGGCCGCCCGAGCCAACUACCAGGGCCUCCGCAAGCUGCUGAACGGGGCUCAUGCCCUAGACACGGAUCAUCGCAUCCGACUGUGGAAAGCAUGUGUCUGCUCCAGCGUUAUGCACUCCCAGCAUGUAGUCGGAGUGACCGCUAAAACCCUCAAGCGCUUAACUACGGUGCUUACCAGGCAUCUUCGUGCCAUCCUCCGGGUGCCGGCUCACCUGACGCACAUCACCAAUCAAGCCGUGUGGCAUCAAGCUGGCCAGCCGAUGCCAGGCUGGACCGUACAGUGUGCUCUGCUACAGCAUCAAGCCAAAUUGCAGCAAACAGCCGCAUCAGGGACCGACAUUACCAGCACUCCCCAAGCUCUUGCACAUGUUGACGUCCUCGCCGGCCGUCUCGAGGCGCUGCUCCUCGAAGCUGCCCAGACUCUCGCCACCGAGGCGGUAAGCGCACCGUCCAUCAGCGACAGCAUGAUUCGCGCGCCACCUUCGGAGGCGCAUGCACCUGCGCCGAUCAAACCGCCUCCCACCGCGGGACUUGCAGUCUUUGCGGAAGAAAAUGUCAUGAUGUAUGGGGAUCCACUGACGAUGGACACCUUUGCCCACGAGGAGGCCGAGAUCUUUGCCAACCUAUGGACCGGGCCAGAGCCUUUCCUGGAGGACGGCCGCUCUCAGAAGCGCCAGAGACCGGAGCAACACCGCUGGAGCAUGCCGCCAGCACAGCGACCGAGCCAGCCGCAUCACCGCGAAGGCCCGCCCCCAUCACGGCCGAUGCAUCCACUCCAGAAUCACAUCAACCUGCUCGGCCGCGUCGUCCUGCAGCAGGAGGACAUCAUCAGCCGCUUGCGCAACGACAAGAACUUCGUGUUGUUCCUGCGCAACGACGCCAACGGCACGCUGGGCACGCUCAUGCGCAUCUCUCGCGAUUGGAAGGCCAAGAAGUCACUGGAGCCGGAGCAGCUCAAAUCCCCCCUUCGCACGGUGCUCAUAGCCUGCAUGAUCCGCGAGCUCAUGAACCUGGCCCAGCAGGCGGUAGCAACGGAGGAG